AAUAUGAAGCAGUCCUUUCAAAUGGGAAAUAAUAUAUAAAAGCAACGGAAGGCCGAUUGCGUCUUUACAACGACUAGACCAUGAAGUCGAACUUAUUAAAUCUCCUAGUGGUCGCACUUUCCUUUAGCGUAAACGAGGCAGCAUUUUCGGGGAAUUGGUUUGACGCGUUAUCGGAAAAUCUCACCGUCAAAAGUGCCUUAGAAAUUUACGUGCCCACGACAAAUUCGGCAAACGCAAAAUGUCGGAAUCACAGUUUGUUCUACGCCGAGGAGUUCAAAAAGUUGAAACUGUGGGCUACCGAAAUGUUUGACGCUACUGGAAAGAUGCCCAGCGGGAUACUCUACGGUUCAUCGCACGACCUGGGCAAUUUCGACGAAUGCCUCGAAGUCAAAGUACCCUACAACGAAGAGGAAUUUUUCGGGCAGUACUGUAUGGCUAAAUUUACGGUAGUGCCACCGAAAGACGUCCAGAUAGUCCACAAGGGACAAUACUACGAGGAUAACGACUACGAGAAAUAUUUCAACGAGUCGAUGUGGGAAAAAAUCGCAACGUACUCUGAAGAUCACACAAAAGGAUCCCGAAACGAAUUGUAUUUUGGGUUUUGCUUACCGUCCUCGUGUUCGUACGAAGAUCUUCAAACUGUUCUGGAAUCGAGUGCGCUGAUAUACAACUCAAAAAACGAUUUUCGAUUGGUAGUCGAUGUGAACCACAGAAGCUGUCAGAUAAACAGACCAGUGGAAUUGAGAAGAGGAGAUGUCGCAUUUAUCUUUUUCCUAACGCUUUCCGUUGCAACGGUUAUUUGCUCCAGCGUGUACGACAUUUUGGUUAAAAGGAAACCUUUCCAGAGCUACAAGCUAAGCGGAAUUUUUCACGAAGUAACUUUAUGUUUCUCGUUUCCGAGAAACUACGAGAAGCUGACUUCGGAAGGCCGUAAUAGCAACGGCUUAGAUUGCUUGUCCGGCAUGAAAGUUUACUCCAUGCUGCUGAUUAUAGUGCUACACAGAAUUAUGUUCGAGUUCGGCUCCCCCAUGGUCAACCCCAAAUACGUCGAAAAGCUUUACACAAAAUUUGAAACUACGCUUCUUCUAAAUGGUCCUAUUUUGGUAGAGACGUUUUUUACCAUAUCGGGAUUCCUGGCAACGUAUUUAAUGUUGGGCCAAUUUAGAAAAAGCAAAAGAGUGAACCUUGGAUUGUUCUACGUCCACAGGAUCGUAAGGAUGUCGCCAACGUACGCUGUCGUGUUAGCGUUCUACUGCACCUUGUUUAUAAAACUGGGCACGGGACCCUUUUGGCAGCAACGCGUGGGCCUCGAACAGGAGAGGUGCCUGGCAAGUUGGUGGGCUAACUUAUUAUACAUCAACAAUUAUGUGAACACUGACAAAAUUUGCAUGUUUCAGUCGUGGUACGUCAGCUGUGACAUGAACUUUUUCCUAUUUAGUCCCGUGCUGACUUGGCUGCUCUGGAAGAAACCCAAAGUCGGGUUGGGAGCGUUAUUCGGUCUUAUAGCUGCGUCCAUCAUCGUCGUAUUCGCUGUGGUCUACGUGAACAAUUUAGAUGCCAUGUUUAUGUUGUACAUUAAAGUAUUGAAAGAUCCUGUGUCGCAUAAUUCGUUUCGAACAAUGUACAUCCCGGGGCACAUGCGGGCCAGUUCGUAUUUUGUAGGAACUCUGGCCGGUUACGUUAAGUUCCAAAUGGAGGAGAAAAAUUCCAAAAUUCCAAGACAUGUGCUUAACAUAGGUUGGAUUUUAUGCGCUCCGAUCAUGAUCGCGUCCCUGUACAUAGGUUUCGUCUUUUACCUCUUGGAAAUUCCUCCGCUUUGGACUGCCCUUUAUGCUUCACUGUAUCACUUCGUGUGGAGUGUCUGCGUGGCGUGGAUGAUCAUUACCAUAUCCAGAGGAUAUGGACCUUGGAUUGAUCCAAUACUCAGGUGGAAACCGCUCGUUAUACUGUCUAGAUUGACGUACUGCGUGUACAUAAGUCACGGCGUCAUACAAAUCUACACGGCAGCUAGCAUAAGGACACCGAUACACGCCAGCGUAUUUAAUGUGGAAUACCAAACUGCUGCCGAUAUCCUGUUGGCAUACAUUUUGGCCUUUGUCCUUAGCAUGCUUUUCGAAGGCCCAUUAAUUAACUUGGAGAAAGUGUUGUUAUCCAGAAAAGUUCCAGACGAAUCGCCACAAAUUGAAGCAAACGUCAAAUCGACAUCUGACAUCGCUAUGACGUAAUUUCGUUCGUUCCUGGGACCGUCAACUUCCUAUUGGUUGAUCGCGCCAUAUGCUUCAAUAUGUAUGCGUGUAGUAUGCGGAAAAUAAAGAUUAAUUUUGAGUUAUCUAUUUUGAGUGAGUUUUAAAAAUAAAUGAUGCAGUCAGCAUAUUUUAUAUGCAAACCGAAUGAAAUGUCCAUAACCAAAAUGUUGGAUAAACGAAUUCAU
This is a messenger RNA of Cylas formicarius (sweet potato weevil), 2431 nucleotides long. RefSeq names its product nose resistant to fluoxetine protein 6-like. Bases 81 to 2225 code for a protein of 714 amino acids. Lineage: Eukaryota; Metazoa; Arthropoda; Insecta; Coleoptera; Brentidae. The record is from RefSeq and is a predicted model, not a curated record. Gene Ontology annotation, molecular function: acyltransferase activity, transferring groups other than amino-acyl groups. The transcript is spliced from 13 exons.